Molecule: messenger RNA, 9949 nt
Organism: Macrobrachium nipponense
Lineage: Eukaryota; Metazoa; Arthropoda; Malacostraca; Decapoda; Palaemonidae
Gene: nej
Product: histone acetyltransferase p300-like
Biological process (GO): positive regulation of transcription by RNA polymerase II
Cellular component (GO): histone acetyltransferase complex; nucleus; transcription regulator complex
Molecular function (GO): zinc ion binding; transcription coactivator activity; chromatin DNA binding
Source: RefSeq, a predicted model, not a curated record
AAGUAGUGAAACUGCUAAGUUGGAAGAGAAUGGCAAGAAGAGUUUCUGCAACAUUAUAAGUUCUGAUCCUCAGCCGAUAAUUAUUGAAGCCAUCGUCAUCUACUGCAACUUACGUUCGUUUGAGUUGCUCACAAGGUCUGACAAAUAGGCCGUCAUUAUGACAGCUUUUAUCAUUGAGACAUCACCCUUGAAGUUCAGAUAGGUGCUGAUAGCUAAUAUAGGAGAUAUUCUCCCACAUGGAUUUAUCAUAGCUGUCUAGAGUCUAGACUCUAGACAAUGGCGAAAAGGAAACCGGAUCCCCCUCCCGAUGGGGCCGAAUCGCACCCGUUUCAUUCUUUGAAAAGGUUCAAGUGUACAAACUGCAGUAACUCGUCUGAACCAGCUGGAAAUGAUUUACCAUCUACUUCUGGCGUAAACAGGAGGUCAAAUUUACCUCCUCGUUCUAGAAAUAAAAGAUUGAUCCUGUUUGAGAUCUCUAGCACGCCAGAGGAUGGCCAAAAUAUUCAUCAGCAUAUGCCAAGUUCAGGAGAUAUUUGUGGAAGUCUGCAUUCCUCCCAUGACUCCCAUGAACAUGUACAAAGAAUUAGCAUCAAUACUCCUUCGGAUUGGCAGAUUACCAGUAAGAAUUUGCAACAUAACGCCAGGAAUCCCCAAAACCAUCUAGGAGAACACAUUAAGGCUACUUUGGGCAAGGUAACUACUGACAAACGCCUGGGAUUACCAGUUGGAAGUCAGCAAAACCUAUCUGGAAGUCUACCGAACAUUAAAACAACCUUAGAUGAGAAACCUGAGAGCGAAAACGAGCGAGAUAGUAUCCGGAAUCACCAAGUCCAGCAAAAAACCUUCGAAAGUAGGCGCAGCUCUUCUGGACAUCUACCGAAUCUGAGUCUAAAAAUUGAUGGCAAAAAGCAGCAGGUUGUCCUUGAAUGGCAGACACCCAGUCUGCAGUAUCUGCCAGAUACGUCACAGCGUAGCCGCCGAACUGAACAAGAGCAAAUAAUUGAUGACAUUGCUGCCAUGCUGGAAAGUGAACUGCCAGAAUCUCUGAUGUGGCAGGGAGAUUCCCGUGGAAGCGGCGGUGGUGGGGGAGGUGUCAACGUCAAUGGCAUGAUGGAAGGUGGAGGAGGAGGUGGUGGGGGCCCUGGAGACUGUCCACAACAGCAGUUGACACACUUAUUACAAACAAAAACCACUCCUCAAAAUAUGCCUGGGAAUAAUGCCAUGGGAGGUGGCCCUCACUCCAUGCCAAAUCAAGGCAGCAUGAUAGUAAAUGCCUUGACCAAUUCCAAGAGUCCGCAUGGGGGUGCAAUGCAGUCUCCUCAGAAUUCAAAUCUAGCCAUGUCUGGUGUACCAACUUCAAGCCAACAACUUGGAAUGAGUGAUUCAGUGAAUAAUUUAAACACAAUGCCUAAUAGUAUAGCCAGUUCGAUGGCAGGCAGUAUCCCAGGCUCCAUGUCCAUGUCUAUGGCUUCUAGUGGUGCCGUCUCCUCAAUGAGUCUUGUCAACACAAACACUUCUAUGGGUCUUAGUAGUAUGGCCAAUAGUGCAGGUGUUGGUGGAGGUGGCAUGAACACUAUUGUAUCAAAUAUUAAUACAAUGAAUACGAUGAAUUCCAUGAACAAACCUCAAGGCGUAGUGACGACUAUGAACAUGAAUAGCCCUUUAGUGUCUCAGAUGAAUGAUGGGUUGCCCAAUGGUCCCUUAGCAGGUCUGAACAGACCUAUGGUGCCGCCCAAUAUCAGAGGACCGUCACCGCAACCUAUGAACGCUGGACCUGGUCCCCAGAUGGGGCCAAGACAUCCCCCAAUGGGCUCUGGGCAGCUGGGUGCCCCCAGAUUACAAAAUCCUGGACCAGGAAUGGGUCAACCUCCUAUAUCGGGAAGCUAUAGUUUUGGUGGUGCAGGUGUUACUCAAGGAAUUGAAGGAAAUGUGGGUCAGGUAAACCCAGGAAUGGGCCCUGGUCAGCGUCCUCUCGGCAUGAACAUAGGACCACGUUAUCCAAACCAGGAUGUCAUGAGCAUGAUGGGGACAAUGCCCAGAGUUCCGCAAGCAAGUGGCCCGGGACCAACUGUUCCUGGAGGACAGAAUGUACCAAGUGGUCCUCCAGUAGGCCCCCCAGGAGCUAUUGCUACUGGAGCAGGAGCUCCAGGUGGUCCUGGUGGCCCACAAGGUCCAACACAGAUAGUUCCUGGGCAAACACGACCCAAUCCUGCAGAUCCAGAGAAAAGGAAGUUAAUCCAACAACAGCUGGUACUGCUGCUUCAUGCCCAUAAAUGCCAGCGUCGAGAAAGUCAAGCAAAUGGAGAGGUGAGGCAGUGCAACUUACCUCACUGCAAGACAAUGAAGAGUGUUCUUUCACACAUGACCACAUGUCAAUCUGGGAAGUCCUGCCCUGUCCCACAUUGUGCAUCUUCAAGACAAAUCAUAUCUCACUGGAAGAAUUGCUCCCGUCAAGACUGCCCUGUCUGUGAACCUUUGAAACAGGCAGACAAGAAACAACAGCCUGGAGCUGCAGGAGCUGCUGGUGCUGCUGGGGCAGGGGCAGCCCAAGCAGGUGGAGGUGCACCUGUACCAGGUCAAAUGCCAACGACUGUAUCUCAGCCUUCCCCCAGCCCAGGAGGAGUGACAGGCAAUCUGACAGGUCCCCCUGGUCCUCCUGCCCCUCCUAAUGUAUCUGGACAGAUGCCACCUAUACCCACUGGUCAGAAUGCUGGACCAAGGCCUGGUGUCAAAAGAGGGUAUGAAGGAGACAAUUUACAGCCACCUAUGGCAGGCCCUACAGCUCCAACAGACAAUAUGAUGAGAAAUUUGAGACCACCACAGGUUCCUAAUGCUGGUGUAUCAGGGAUGCCUCCCAAUGCCCAACAAGGUCCUCCAGCUGGUGUUCAGGGAACACCAAUGGGAGUACCUGGAGCUCCAGGUAUUCAGGGGCAAUUGGUUAGAGCUUGUGUACCCAAUAAGGCUCCUGAUGGAAGUAUGAUGGGUACCACAGCUCCUCAAGCUAUCAACUCGCCGGGAAUGAUGGUACGUUGUCCAACUACUGCCACAGCUCCCAUGAAUUCUCUUCAGCAGCAACAAAUCAUUGGAAAGCCCCCAAAUGUUGGCCUCAAUCAAAACAAUCCUGUGUCUUUAGCAGAGACUUUCCUUAAUCUGCCCAACCAACCUGCACAGUUACCUCCUGCCUUUGGAGCUGUUACUGCCAAGCCUGUGAAGGGGACCAAAGAAUGGCACCAAAGUAUAUCUAAUGAACUAAGAAACCACCUUGUACAUAAGCUUGUGCAGGCCAUAUUUCCAACAACAGAUCCUCAAGCCAUGCUGGACAAGAGAAUGCAAAAUCUUGUUGCAUACGCAAGAAAAGUUGAAGGCGACAUGUUCGAAAUGGCUAACUCAAGGCCUGAAUAUUACCAUCUCUUGGCUGAGAAAAUUUACAAGAUUCAGAAGGAGCUUGAAGAAAAAAGGCUACAAAGAAAGAAUUUACCUCGUGAUGGGGUUGCUGGUCCUGGUCCAGGUGGACCUGGACCUGGUGCAGGUCAAGGACCAUGCCCAGCUCCUGCCCCAUCUCAAGCCCCAACUCAAGGGACAGCACAAGCUCCUGUACCUUUACAACCUGGCCCCAUGGUUCAGCCAGGUCAAAUUCUUACUCCAACUACAUCAGGAACACCUCCAAUUGGUCGACCUCCCCCUGGGCCUCGUGUGCCUCACCCAGGAGGAAACCUUCCAAUGCCUAACAGCCAAGCCUCACAGCCAUCAACUGGUUGUCAGAAUAAUCAGCAGAUGAGCAUAGGUCCUAUUGCUGGUCCCAUUACAACAACUGCUCCUACUACUGGUACUCCACAGUUUCCUGGUUCAGUUCAACACACAGAUGGCAUGCCUGGAGCUCCACGGCCUAACAUUCCCCCACCUCCCUACAGUACUGCAAAUGAUACCCAGGCCAUGAACCAAAUUCCAAAUCGCACCUCACCUGCCAUACCUGUGUCUUCAGUGGCUGCUACAUUGGGCAUCCCAAUGAAUAGCAUGAGUUCACAGAGUAGUGUUAGUUCUAUCAAUAGUUUAACUUCUUCAGAAAAUUCAUUCCCACCAACCUCCCAACCAGGAAUUAUCACAACUAAUGCAAACAGUGAGAAUACUGUAGCUCUGACAUCUAUUCAUACAAAAGACAAUGCCAUGGGGAAUCAGCCUACGCCUUCAGAGAUGACUGAUGAUAAGUCGGACAUUAAACCUUGCCCCAUGAAUGUCAAGAGUGAGCCUGCUGACAUGCCAGCUGAAUCUGAAGAAUCGGAAGGAAAGGAUAUUAAGACUGAAAUUAAAUCUGAACCAAUGGAAGUCAAUACCUCAUUAGAAGAGGGGAAUGUCAAACAGGAACCAUGUGUGAAAGAUGAGCCCAAGACCCCAGUAACAAUGACGCCAACUGAACCUGAUAAAGCUGGUGAGGGACCAGCCAUAGGUGAUAAGCCUGCCAGUAGUGGUGUUGCCCCCAGGAGACCACCACCACCACCAACAAAUCCAGCUCAAAUUGUUUCACCACCAGCGCCAAAAGAUAGAGCCCCUCUUUUCAAACCUGAUGAGUUGCGGCAACACCUAGUCCCAACACUGGAAAAGCUGUACCGUCAGGAUCCAGAAUCAAUUCCUUUCAGACAACCAGUUGAUCCCCAUGCCUUAGGCAUUCCUGAUUACUUUGACAUCAUUAAAAAACCCAUGGAUUUGUCAACUAUCAAGCGGAAGUUAGACACAGGACAAUAUACAGAUCCUUGGGAUUAUGUUGAUGAUGUUUGGCUUAUGUUUGAUAAUGCUUGGAUUUAUAAUAGGAAAACAUCUCGUGUCUACAGAUACUGCACAAAGCUUGCUGAGGUGUUUGAAGCAGAAAUUGAUCCAGUAAUGCAGCAGCUUGGCUACUGCUGUGGACGAAAGUAUACCUUCAACCCCCAGGUGUUGUGUUGCUAUGGAAAGCAACUUUGUACUAUUGUUCGUGAUGCCAAAUAUUUCAGCUACCAAAACAGGUAUACUUACUGUGUCAAGUGUUUCAAUGAUAUACAAGGGGACAGCAUAACCUUAGGCGAUGAUCCCUCACAGCCAGCUUUGACAAUCAAGAAGUCACAGUUUGUGGAAAUGAAAAAUGAUGCUUUGGAUUUAGAACCUUUAGUCGAGUGUCUUGAUUGUGGCCGUAAACAGCAUCAAAUAUGUGUAUUAUAUAUGGAAAACAUUUGGCCCCAAGGCUUUGUGUGUGAUGGAUGUCUUAGAAAAAAGAAUCAGAAACGGAAAGAAAAUAAAUUUACUGCUAAGAAACUUCCAACUACUAAGCUAAGUAACUUUCUGGAGGCACGGGUAAACAACUUUUUAAAAAAGAAAGAAGCAGGUGCGGGUGAGGUCUAUAUCAGGGUUGUAUCUUCUACGGAUAAAAUUGUUGAAGUCAAAGGAGGCAUGAAGACAAGGUUUGUGGAUACUGGGCAGCUUUCUGCAGAGUUCCCAUAUCGUGCCAAAGCAUUGUUUGCUUAUGAAGACAUUGAUGGGCACGACGUUUGUUUCUUUGGUAUGCAUGUUCAGGAGUACGGCUCUGACAGCCCUUCUCCAAACACUCGGAGAGUGUAUUUAGCAUACCUAGAUAGUGUACAUUUCUUUAAACCUAGGCAGUAUAGGACUGCCGUCUACCAUGAAAUAUUACUUGGUUACCUGGAUUAUGUUAAGCAAUUAGGGUACACAAUGGCCCAUAUUUGGGCUUGUCCACCUUCAGAGGGGGAUGAUUACAUUUUCCAUUGUCACCCCAGUGAUCAGAAGAUUCCUAAACCAAAACGCCUGCAAGAAUGGUACAAGAAGAUGCUUGAUAAAGGCAUCAUAGAAAGAAUAGUUUUAGAUUAUAAGGAUAUACAUAAACAGGCUUAUGAGGACAACAUGAAAUCACCGGCAGAAUUGCCUUACUUUGAAGGUGACUUUUGGCCUAAUGUCAUGGAAGAGAGUAUAAAGGAGUUAGACCAAGAAGAGGAAGAAAAAAGAAAACAGGAGGAGGCUGCAGCUGCAGAGGCAGCUGCUCAAGCAGCAAUGGGUCAGGAAGAAGAAGAGGAGACCAGUCAGGAUGGCAAGAAGAAAGGGCAGAAGAAGCAGAAAAAUAAGAAUAAGAACAAAAAUCAACAAAAGAACAAGUCUAAGAGUAAAAGCAGUGCAGCUGGCUGCAAUGAUUUAGCACAGAAAAUCUUUGCAACAAUGGAAAAGCACAAAGAUGUCUUCUUUGUCAUUAGGUUACAUAGUGCCCAGAGUGCUGUUAGUCUACCACCCAUACAAGACCCUGACCCUGUGAUGGUAUGUGAUCUCAUGGAUGGCAGAGAUGCCUUCCUCACUUUAGCAAGUGAACGCCACCUUGAGUUCUCCUCCUUGCGACGAGCAAAAUAUUCUACCAUGGUCAUGAUGUAUGAAUUGCAUAACCAAAGCCAGGAUAGGUUUGUGUACACGUGCAAUAAUUGUAAGGCCCAUGUUGAAACUAGGUUCCAUUGCCAGGAGUGUGAUGACUUUGAUCUUUGUGUGACUUGCUUCAAGAAUGAGGGCCAUCCUCAUAGGAUGAUUAAACUUGGGCUUGACCUCGAAGACGGCUCUGCAUCCACAGAGAACAAAAACCUCAACCCACAGGAGGCACGCAGGCAGUCUGUGCAGCGUUGCAUACAAUCGUUGGUGCAUGCUUCUCAGUGCAGAGAUGCAAAUUGCAGGCUCCCAUCUUGCCAGAAGAUGAAACGUGUUCUAUCUCAUACCAAGUCAUGUAAGCAGAAAAGUAAUGGUGGUUGUUCAAUUUGUAAACAGCUUAUUGCUCUGUGCUGUUAUCAUGCAAGAAAUUGUAAAGAGCAGAGGUGUGUUGUACCAUAUUGCUAUAAUAUCAAGCAGAAAUUAAGGCAGCAAGAAAUGCAGCAGAGAUUCCAGCAGCAACAGUUAAUGAAGAGGAGAAUGCAGCAGAUGAAUGCUCGCAGUAUGCCUUCAUUACCACAAUCGAAUCCUCCAACCUCACAGCCAGUACAAAGCCCCAUCCACACUCCAACAGUGCCAGGCGUGAAACCAGCCACACAGGCACCACCACCCCCAAAUGUUAUGAAAGCAAUUGCCCAGGUUCAGGAAGAAGCUGCAAGACAACAAGGCCCUGCCACAGCUGUAAGUUACGGCAAGGGUAAUCCUGGUAAUGGAGGGGUUAACCAAGCCCCGAUGAUGCCUCAGCACAUGGCUCCCCAACAGCAAGUUCGUGCUCAGAUGCCCAUGGGCCCAAUGCCUACCAUGGGACCUCAGGUCACACAUAUGCCCCCUCUGGGGAAACCAAAUAUGAUGCAGCAGCAACAGCAACAGCAGCAGCAGCAGCAACAACAACUGUCACAGAACAGAGGACUUCCUGGCAUGGAAAUGUGGAAUAAGUACUCUAAUCCUGGUGGUAUGCCAGGUCAGCAGCAGCCUAAUCAAGGUAUCAGACCAGGAAUGAUGAGUCAGCCUAACCCCUUGGGUAACCCAGGACCUGGGCCUGGUCCAGGGUCAGCUCUAAUGGGUCCUCCUGGUCAACCGAAUCAACCUGGUCAGCCUGUUCAACCAGGUCAGCCUGGAGGUCAGCCACAAAGAAAUGCUACGCAAGCCUUACAGCAGCUCCUUCAAACUUUGAAGAAUCCCUCAGGCCCCCAUCAGCAGUCAGAAGUGUUACAAAUACUCAAAACACAUCCUCAGUUAAUGGCAGCUUUCAUCAGACAUCGUCAGAUUCAACAACAAAGUCAGCAGGCACAGCAACAGCAGCAGGCUCAGCAACAGCAGCAGCAACAACAACAGCAGCAACAGCAGCAGCAGCAGCAGCAACAGCAGCAGCAGCAACAGCAGCAGCAGCAGCAGCAACAGCAGCAGCAGCAGCAACAACAACAACAGGCACAGCAGCAGCCCCAACCUGGACCUGGAGGUCAACCUGGAAUGAUAACUCAAGGUGGAGCAGGAAUGCCGAGCAAUGUACAGGGUUCUUUACAACCAAACUUGCAACCAGGUGGGAUGCAGCCAAACAUUCAACCUGGGGGAAUGCCAACACAAAUGCAGGGUACAUUAGUAAGUCAGCAACCGCCAUUAGGUGUCCCUCCGACUCAAGCAACUAUGAACCAGCAGCAAUGGUAUCAACAGAAGAUUUUGAUACGGCAACAGCAGCAGCAACAGCAACCUCAGCAAGGAAAUUUCCAACCACCUCAGGCACCUAUGUAUGCGCAGAGACGGCAAGUAAAUUUCCAGCAGCAUAAUUUCCAGGGUGGUGAUGGCCAAUUUGGUCAAAGUUUCCCACAACAGCAGCAAAUGAUAAUGCAGCCUCAGCAGAUGAAACCUGUUCCGCCGUCAAUGUCACCGCAGUCUGUUGCCCCCGGUAUGAUGCCUCCAGGCUCUGCAAUGACCAACCCGUCCCCACAGCAAUUAAUACAGUCAGUCACUUCUCCUCCUCCUAGUAAUUUACCACAGACUGUCCGAUCACCACAGCCCAAUCCUUCACCACGUAACCAUGGUCCAACCCCAUCACCAAGAGCGGGACCAGUGCAAUCGCCACAUCACCCUGCACCUGUACAUUCUCCGCACCAUGGUAGCCAGCAGGGGCCAGGAAUGGCUACGAGUGGCGGUCCAGGGGAUUCAAUGAUGCUUUCCCAACUAGGAGCGGGAAGUGGACAUCAGACUCACCAAGGCUUGCCUCCUAUGCAGCCUGCCAAUAAUCAACAAAUGGGAGGCAUGGUGGCUACCUCUGAGGCAGAUGUAACUCCACAAGACAAAUUAUCAAAGUUUGUGGAGACUUUAUAGUACCAGUGUGCUACUUAGCCCUUGUAGAUAGUAUCUUGUACAUAUUUUGUAAUUAAGUCUUGGAUUCUCAUACAGACGACAAAUGUGAUUGUUAUUUUUGCAGUGCUUUGUAUCUGCAAAAUGGAAAAUUAUAAUGCUUCUUUGAAGCGAACAAUGAAAAUUACUGUAAACUUGAGCUAAACACUCAUGCCAAUUCCUUAAAAGACAAUGUACUUGCCCAUUAUGGGUCUUUAGGCUUAUGAGGAAGAGUUAGAAAAUGAAUUACAAGAAAGAUAGAAAAUUUUAUUACAGUAACUUUGUACAACUUUGCAUUAGUCAUUAUUUUUGGGCAGUUGCUGUCUUAAUUUUGAAGAGUGCAAAUAGGUCUUUUGCCAAGAUAUUAGCUAGAUAUGUUUUGUGCAUUCUAGCUUGCUGAAAUACUAAAGCAGGAUGUACUGGGUUGGGGGGGGAUUGUGCCUGUACAUUUCUGUAUCAUUCAACAAAGAACUCAGAAGGAGAAUACAAAUGUUAAUAACUAUUAUGAUUCCCCUCUGUCCCAACAUCCCUCAUGUGCAGAAGACCAGAGUGCGGGCACAACCUCUACAGUAACCUCCCUUCAUCUUCGACAUUCCCUAUAGGUAAAUCACACAUGCCCAAGGGAGGUAUGCUGUCUCUGCCGGCACUGUCUUUUUAUUUGACAGUCGAGGGUGACAGGGCAGCAGGGGAAAGUGUUCAUGUGCAGCAGACCUGAGCGAUAGCUGCUGCUACUAUCACCCCGCAACAAACUCGUACACAUUGCCUCCGUUAUCCCGGUCGACCAUUUACCUAUUGAAGGGGAGACAAAGGGAUUGACUGUAUGGCCUAAUGGUAGGUAUAUGGGCAGGGGGAGUGGCAGCCAGUUUUCCUCCCGUCUUGACGCGUCACCCACCUGUCCUCAAAACUUUAAUUUAUUUCUUUAAAGAUUUGAUAAGUUUGUUUUUCCAACGCUCAACGUGAUGUAUGUAUGUAAAUUGUUGAUUGUAUUGUCUACCAACACCUGCUCAUUGGAAGUUCCCUGUUCUUGUCCUAUGUAAUUGUACUUUAAAUGGGCAUAUAAAAUUUUUUAACUGUCAGGUCCCCCACUUUGUUAUGUUGAAUGUUGACCAAUGAGGAUGUGUUGAACAGAGGAUUUGAUUAUUUUAUAAUAAAUAUAUGAUGAAAA